CGCUGAGCCCGGCCCGCCGGCGCGCCCCGUCCGGGAUGGGGCGCCUGGACGCCUGAGUCGCCGUUCCGCGCGACCUUCGCGCGGGGGAAGCAGCCGGCGCCGCGCGGCCGCGUUAGAAUGGAGGGACCCGGCGGCAGCGAUCCCAGCGGCGACGGGGCUGGGGACGGUGCCCACCCGGACCCCCGGGUCCCCGGCGCCGCUGCGCCCAGCUCCGGCCCGUGCGCGGCCGCGCGGGAGUCGGAGCGCCAGCUGCGCCUCCGCCUCUGCGUCCUCAACGAGAUCUUGGGCACCGAGAGGGACUACGUGGGCACCUUGCGCUUCUUGCAAUCGGCCUUCCUGCAUCGCAUCCGGCAGAACGUGGCGGACUCAGUGGAGAAGGGCCUCACCGAGGAGAAUGUCAAGGUCCUGUUCUCAAACAUCGAAGACAUCUUAGAAGUUCAUAAGGAUUUCUUGGCUGCCUUGGAGUACUGUUUACAUCCCGAGCCUCAGUCUCAGCAUGAACUUGGGAACGUUUUCUUAAAAUUUAAGGACAAGUUCUGCGUGUAUGAGGAGUACUGCAGCAACCACGAGAAGGCCCUGCGGUUGCUUGUGGAGCUCAACAAGAUCCCCACUGUGCGAGCCUUCCUUUUGAGCUGCAUGCUCCUGGGAGGCCGGAAGACCACGGACAUCCCUCUGGAGGGCUACCUGCUGUCUCCGAUUCAGAGGAUCUGCAAAUACCCGCUCCUUCUCAAGGAGCUGGCCAAGAGGACCCCUGGCAAGCACCCGGAUCACCCCGCGGUCCAGAGCGCCCUGCAGGCCAUGAAGACCGUGUGCUCCAACAUCAACGAGACCAAGCGGCAGAUGGAAAAGCUGGAGGCGCUGGAGCAGCUGCAGUCCCACAUUGAGGGCUGGGAGGGCUCCAACCUCACAGACAUCUGCACCCAGCUCCUCCUCCAAGGGACUUUGUUAAAAAUCUCCGCGGGCAACAUCCAGGAGAGGGCCUUCUUCCUCUUUGAUAACCUCCUUGUCUACUGCAAGCGGAAAUCCAGGGUCACCGGGAGCAAGAAAUCCACCAAGAGGACCAAGUCCAUCAAUGGCUCCCUCUACAUCUUCAGGGGUCGAAUCAACACUGAGGUCAUGGAGGUGGAGAAUGUGGAAGACGGGACAGCGGACUACCACAGCAACGGCUACACUGUCACCAACGGCUGGAAGAUUCACAACACGGCCAAAAACAAGUGGUUCGUCUGCAUGGCCAAGACCGCGGAGGAGAAGCAGAAGUGGCUGGACGCCAUCAUCCGUGAGCGGGAGCAGCGCGAGAGCCUAAAGCUGGGCAUGGAGCGGGAUGCCUACGUCAUGAUUGCGGAGAAGGGAGAGAAGCUUUAUCACAUGAUGAUGAACAAGAAGGUGAACCUGAUCAAGGACCGUCGGAGAAAACUGAGCACCGUCCCCAAGUGCUUCCUCGGCAAUGAGUUUGUUGCCUGGCUUCUGGAAAUUGGUGAAAUCAGCAAGACUGAAGAAGGCGUGAACUUGGGCCAGGCCUUGUUGGAGAACGGUAUAAUCCACCAUGUGUCUGACAAGCACCAGUUUAAGAAUGAGCAGGUGAUGUACCGCUUCCGUUAUGACGACGGCACCUACAAGGCCCGGAGUGAGCUGGAGGACAUCAUGUCCAAGGGCGUGAGGCUUUACUGCCGCCUUCACAGCCUCUAUACCCCCGUAAUCAAAGACCGUGAUUACCACCUGAAGACGUACAAGUCCGUGCUGCCUGGGAGCAAGCUCGUGGACUGGCUGCUGGCUCAGGGUGACUGCCAGACGCGGGAGGAAGCGGUGGCGCUUGGCGUGGGCCUGUGUAACAAUGGCUUCAUGCACCACGUGCUGGAGAAGAGUGAGUUCAAGGAUGAGUCCCAGUACUUCCGCUUCCACGCAGACGAGGAGAUGGAGGGAACCAGCAGCAAGAACAAACAGCUUCGCAACGACUUCAGGCUGGUGGAGAACAUCCUGGCCAAGCGCCUGCUGAUCCUGCCCCAGGAGGAGGACUAUGGCUUUGACAUCGAGGAGAAGAACAAAGCCGUGGUGGUGAAGUCAGUCCAGCGGGGCUCGCUGGCUGAGAUGGCCGGCCUGCAGGUGGGGAGGAAGAUCUACUCCAUCAACGAGGAUCUGGUGUUCCUGAGGCCCUUUGCGGAGGUGGAGUCCAUCCUCAACCAGUCUUUCUGCUCCCGCCGCCCACUGCGCCUCCUGGUAGCCAUCAAGGCCAAAGAGAUCAUCAAAGUUCCCGACCACCCAGAGGCUUUGUGCUUCCAGAUCCGUGGAGCUGCCCCGCCGUGCGUCUAUGCUGUGGGCAGAGGCUCCGAGGCUGCAGCCGCAGGGCUCUGUGCUGGCCAGUGCAUCCUCAAGGUCAAUGGCAACAACGUGGUGAGCGAUGGUGCACAGGAGGUCCUAGAGCACUUCCAGGCAUUCCGGAACCACCAAGAAGAGGCCCUGGGUCUGUACCAGUGGGUCUACCACACCCAUGAGGAUGCCCAGGAGGCUCGAGCCAGCCAGGAGGCCCCCGGCGAGGACCCGCAGUCCGACUCAGCCUUCCCCCUGAUGUCCCUGGGGCCCCAGCUGAGCCUGCAUGAAGACAGCCCUGUGGUCACCUUGACCGUGGACAACGUACACUUGGAGCAUGGCGUGGUGUAUGAGUAUGUCAGCACCGCAGGCGUCAAGUGCCACGUACUGGAGAAGAUCGUGGAACCCCGUGGCUGCUUCGGCCUAGCUGCCAAGAUCCUCAAGGCCUUUGCUGCCGAUGACAGUGUCUUUGUGCAAAACUGUGGGCGGCUCAUGGCCCUGAACAACAACAUCAAAACCAUGUCCCACUACGAGUUCCGCAACAUCUGUGACACCAAAUUGGAGAGCAUCGGCCAGAGGAUUGCCUGCUACCAGGAGUUUGCAGCCCAGUUGAAGAGCAGGGUCAGCCCACCCUUCAAACAAGCAUCCCCGGAACCCCAUCCACUGUGUGGCCUGGACUUCUGCCCCACCAAUUGCCACGUCAACCUCAUGGAAGUGUCCUACCCCAAGACUACUCCCUCAGUUGGCAGGUCCUUCAGUAUUCGUUUUGGUCGUAAACCCUCCCUCAUCGGCCUUGACCCCGAGCAAGGCCACCUGAACCCCAUGUCCUACACCCAGCACUGUAUCACCACCAUGGCUGCCCCAUCCUGGAAGUGCCUGCCUGCUGCGGAUGGGGACCUCCAACAGCAGGGCCUCAACGACAGCGGCUUUGGGUCUGCCAGUGAAACGGCUAGCCAGGAGGACCGGGGCCUGAGCUUCCUACUCAGACAGGAGGACCGUGAGAUCCAGGGAGCCUACCGGCAGCUCUUCACCAAACUGGACGUGGCCUUGAAGGAGAUGAAGCAGUAUGUCACCCAGAUCAACAGGUUGCUAUCCACCAUCACGGAGCCCACCUCCGGUGGGUCCUGUGAUCCCCCCUUGGCCGAGGAGGCUUCAUCCCCCCCUCUGGUCAGUGACGAGAGCGAGAUGGACAGGGCCGACCAUGGGGGCAUCAAGAAGGUGUGUUUCAAGGUGUCUGAGGAGGAACAGGAGGACUCGGGCCAUGACACCAUGAGCUACCGUGACUCCUACAGCGAGUGUAACAGUAACCGGGACUCAGUCCUGUCCUACACCAGCGUGAGAAGUAACAGCUCCUACCUGGGCAGUGACGAGAUGGGGUCUGGGGAUGAGCUGCCCUGUGACAUGCGGAUCCCGUCAGAUAAGCAGGACAAGCUUCACGGUUGCCUGGAGCAUCUCUUUAACCAGGUGGACUCCAUCCAUGCACUUCUCAAGGGGCCAGUCAUGAGCAGGGCUUUUGAAGAGACCAAGCAUUUCCCCAUGGACCACAGCCUGCAAGAGUUCAAACAGAAAGAAGAGUGUACAGUCCGUGGCCGUAGCUUGAUCCAGAUCAGCAUCCAGGAGGACCCUUGGAACCUUCCCAACUCCAUAAAGACCCUCGUGGACAACAUUCAGAGAUACGUGGAAGAUGGGAAGAACCAGCUGCUUCUGGCCUUGCUGAAAUGCACAGACACCGAGCUGCAGCUGCGGCGGGACGCCGUCUUCUGCCAGGCCCUGGUGGCCGCCGUGUGCACCUUCUCCGAGCAGCUGCUGGCGGCCCUCAGCUUCCGCUACAACAACAACGGCGAGUACGAGGACAGCAGCCGGGAUGCCAGCCGCAAGUGGCUGGAGCAGGUGGCGGCCACCGGCAUCCUUCUGCACUGCCAGUCCCUGCUGUCGCCAGCUGCCGUGAAGGAGGAACGGACCAUGCUGGAGGACAUCUGGGUGACCCUGUCAGAGCUGGACAAUGUCACCUUUUCCUUUAAGCAGCUGGAUGAGAACUACGUGGCCAACACCAGCGUCGUCUACCAUGUUGAGGGCAGUCGGCAGGCGCUGAAGGUCGUCUUCUACCUCGACAGCUACCACUUCUCCAAGCUGCCCUCCCGCCUGGAGGGCGGAGCCAGCCUGAGGCUGCACACCGUGCUCUUCACCAGAGCGCUGGAGAAUGUGGAGGGCCCGCCUCCUCCAGGCAGCCAGGCUGCGGAAGAGUUGCAGCAGGAGAUCAACGCCCAGUCUCUGGAGAAGGUUCAGCAGUAUUACCGCAAACUCAGGGCAUUUUACCUGGAACGGUCCAACCUGCCCACGGACGCCAGCACCACGGCGGUGAAGAUAGACCAGCUGAUACGCCCCAUCAACGCCCUGGACGAGCUCUGCCGCCUCAUGAAGUCCUUUGUCCACCCCAAGCCUGGUGCCAGCGGGAGCUUGGGCGCCGGCCUCAUCCCCAUCUCCUCUGAGCUCUGCUACCGCCUGGGCGCUUGCCAGAUCGCCAUGUGUGGCACGGGCAUGCAGAGGAGCACCUUGAGUGUCUCCCUGGAGCAGGCAGCCAUCUUGGCUCGGAGCCACGGGUUGCUGCCCAAGUGCAUCAUGCAGGCCACGGACAUCAUGCGGAAGCAGGGCCCCAGGGUGGAGAUUCUGGCCAAAAACCUCCGAGUCAAGGAUCAGAUGCCCCAGGGUGCACCGCGGCUCUACCGCCUCUGCCAGCCGCCGGUGGACGGAGACCUCUGAACAGGCUGAUACAGCUGCCUGGUGCUCGGCUGCGCCCUCUGGAGCCGGGGCUUCAGAAGGCCCAGGGGGCCGCGCUGCCCUCCAGAGCUGGCCGAGGCUUCUUCCUGC
Messenger RNA from Lontra canadensis (Northern American river otter), 5172 nucleotides. RefSeq names its product phosphatidylinositol-3,4,5-trisphosphate dependent Rac exchange factor 1 (gene PREX1). Lineage: Eukaryota; Metazoa; Chordata; Mammalia; Carnivora; Mustelidae. Gene Ontology annotation, molecular function: protein binding; guanyl-nucleotide exchange factor activity. The record is from RefSeq and is a predicted model, not a curated record. The transcript has 40 exons. The coding region runs from base 118 to 5064 and encodes 1648 amino acids. Gene Ontology annotation, biological process: intracellular signal transduction.